This is a messenger RNA of Zea mays, 1621 nucleotides long. RefSeq lists its product as uncharacterized. The record is from RefSeq and is a predicted model, not a curated record. The coding region runs from base 462 to 1472 and encodes 336 amino acids. Gene Ontology annotation, molecular function: oxidoreductase activity, acting on the CH-OH group of donors, NAD or NADP as acceptor. NCBI's taxonomy places the organism in Eukaryota, Viridiplantae, Streptophyta, Magnoliopsida, Poales, Poaceae. The transcript has 5 exons.
UUUGUUUUUUUCCAAUUAAUCUGUAGAGAAUCCUCAAAUGGUCCGAAUUAAAUAUAUAGGGUUGUACAUAAUAUCCCCAAAUCCUUUAUUUACACUAAAGACACGAGACACUACUUUAAACACAGAUAUCAGAUAAGUUGUGGCUGUGAUUGAUUCGGGGACCACCAACCACCAGCGUCAGCGCCCAUGUUUUGCCACCGUCACAUAUAGUUUUAGGCCUAGUUUAAGAACUUCAUUUUCUCAAAUGAUUUACAUUUUCUAAAGUUAAAUUAGUUCAUUUUUCCUUGAGAAAAUGGAGUUUCUAAACUAGUUCUUAUCUUUUUUUCCCAGUUUUAUCCUUAGAGGGCAGAUGCUGCUGCAGCUCAAGAUAGCCACACACACAGACAGUGACACACUUAAGAGCUCGAGAUCUCACUCUCCUCACCUCAGCUCUCAGAGAGGAAGGACACUGCGGCCGGGCGAUGGCGAGCGUGGAGGGCAAGAGGGAGACGGUGCUGGUCACCGGCGCCAGCGGCUUCAUCGGAUCGACCCUCGUCGGCCUCCUCCUCGACCGCGGCUACAACGUCCACGCCAGCGUCCUCAACCCCGAUGACAAGGCGGAGACGGAGCACCUGGUCGCCCUGGGCGCCGGCGCCGGCGAGGGCCGGCUGCGAGUCUUCCCGGGCGACCUCCUCGACGGCGCCGCGCUCAUGGCCGCCGCGCGGGGCUGCUCGGGCGUGUUCCACCUCGCCACCCCCUGCACCGUCUACCCCGUGAGCGACCCGCAGGGGCAGAUGGUGGUGCCGGCGGUGGAGGGCACGCUCAACGUCCUGCGCGCCGCCAAGGAGGCCCGCACCGUGCGGCGGGUGGUGGUCACCUCGUCCAGCUCCGCCAUCAUACCCAGCCCCGCGUGGCCCGCCGGCGAGCCCCGCGACGAGCGGUGCUGGGCCGACGUCGACUACUGCAAGAAGAACGAGGUCUGGUACCCUGUUUCCAAGACGCUGGCAGAGAAGGCGGCGUGGAGGUUUGCGGAGGAGAACGGGGUAGACGUGGUUGUCGUCAACCCGGUGACUGCCAUGGGCCCAAUGAUUCCGCCCACCAUCAACUGCAGCAUGAUCGUGCUCCUACGCCUGCUACAAGGUUGCACGGAGGAGUACAGGGACAUCUGGAUGGGGGCGGUGCAUGUGCACGACGCCGCCAUGGCGCAUAUCCUGGUGUUCGAGAGCCCGGCAGCGUCCGGGAGGCACAUCUGCGCCCAGUCCAUCUCCCACUGGAGCGACUUCGCGGCCAAGGUCGCCGAGCUGUACCCUGAGUACAAGGUGCCCAAUUGCGUACGUUGCAGGUUCCCCAAGGAUACCCAGCCUGGGCUGGUGCGACAGGGAGCCGAGGAGGGGUCCAAGAAGCUCGUCGCGUUGGGGCUGCACUUCAGCCCUCUGGAGAAGAUCAUCAGGGACGCUGUGGAGGCCCUCAAGAGCAGAGGCUACAUUUCGUAGCUAGCCGACCGACGGCAGCUAUAGUGGAGUAGUAUGCCUGUCGAAUUUCGAUUCCCAAGUGGCAAAUUCUGCAAAACGAGUUCGCCAAUAUGAACAAUAAAUAAAGAACGUUGUGAUAAAAUAAAGCAGAUUUUCUGUUGCAUUUGGCC